AUAGAUCCUAUGCGCAUGCUGUCAGAAUUAUUAGGAGCAGCUGGCCCUCUUUCGUGCGCCCCCAAGUCCAUCAGCACACAAGCUUACCAGAUUUGGGCCACAAGAUGCUUACACCCAAGAACCUCCCAGCAGAUGAUUGGCGCGGAGUAUCAGAUGCUAAGGAGCGGAGAAGAUUGCAGAAUAGAAUAAAUCAGAGAGCUUAUCGAUUCAAAAAGAGGCUUCAAAAAGGUCUCAUCUAUCCCAAUGGGCAAUGGCGCCCUGUGCAAGCAAAACAUCAGCCGAGGCAGUCACCCCGUCCCAUAGCAUCAAAGUCUACAGCGCCAGCGACUGUGCAAGACUUAGUAUCGGACAAAGAUGUGAACCAUGCACUGAUCCCGAGGAGCUCCGCUGCUGGUAUUAGUAAACCGUAUUACAGCUUAUCUAAGAGCGUCGAUUCUAGAACAGGCAUCAGCAAUGCUGAACUAUCUCGAUAUAUGUCGUCGUGGGCUGGAAAGGUCAGCACUCAGUGGCUCAAGUUACUCGACGUCCACAAGAAAGCGAUCUUGUUGCACGAGGUCGCCCGUUUUCACCACAGUUAUUGGCUCAAUUCGCCCUGUGCGGAUCAUCUGCUUUCUUUAACGAGAAUCAAUGUACAUCGCGCGUUUGUCCACAACAUGGUGGUGUUGGGGAUCACGUGGGAGUGGAUGCAGGACGACUCAAUCUCCCCGUUCGUAAUGGCACAGCCAGGAGGAUGCUUCAAAGAAGAUGCGGUCAUCCCUGCAAGGCUUAUACCGACGAGCCUCCAGCGUCGCAGCAUCCACCACACCUGGCUUGAUUUAUUUCCUUGUCCGAUCAUGCGAGAUAACUUGCUACAGGCGGGGAAUGACUGGGAUGACGAGGAAUUGUGCACCGACAUCAUGGGUUUCUGGGAUGGUACCUCUACGGGGCCUUUCGGGUUACUCAUCUGGGGCGAGCCUGCUGAUCCGAGGAAUUGGGAGGUCACAGAAGGGUUUAAGAGAAAGUGGCAGUGGACGCUGCAGGGAUGUGUAGAGUUGAAAUGGUCAACGAACUACUGGCGAGCAAAGAGGGGCGAGAAGCCGUUGUUCUCGAUGGGUUCGAUAUCUGCACAGCAGCAGAGGUCACUACACGAACGAUCACAUGUUUCUUCAGGUUACAAUGUACUGUCAGGGGUUCAUAUCCACUGA
This is a messenger RNA of Aspergillus aculeatus ATCC 16872, 1184 nucleotides long. RefSeq lists its product as uncharacterized. The record is from RefSeq and is a predicted model, not a curated record. NCBI's taxonomy places the organism in Eukaryota, Fungi, Ascomycota, Eurotiomycetes, Eurotiales, Aspergillaceae. The transcript is spliced from 2 exons. The coding region runs from base 105 to 1184 and encodes 359 amino acids.